Rhinocladiella mackenziei CBS 650.93 is the source of this 1941-nucleotide messenger RNA. RefSeq lists its product as uncharacterized. The coding region runs from base 1 to 1941 and encodes 646 amino acids. Gene Ontology annotation, molecular function: FAD binding. The record is from RefSeq and is a predicted model, not a curated record. NCBI's taxonomy places the organism in Eukaryota, Fungi, Ascomycota, Eurotiomycetes, Chaetothyriales, Herpotrichiellaceae. The transcript has a single exon.
AUGCCGUCAGAAAUACCCCUAUACGAUAUUGUCAUUAUCGGUGCCGGACCGGUUGGUUUACUGCUCUCAGUGUGUCUAUCGAGAUGGGGCUACAAAGUCAGACAUAUCGACAAUCGGCCCGUUCCAACAGCAACCGGACGAGCGGAUGGCAUUCAACCACGAUCCCUAGAGAUUCUGAAAAACAUGGGAUUGAAGCGAAAGAUCAUGGCCCAUGAUCCCGCACGAGUCUUUGAGGUGGCGUUUUGGGAUCCUGUACCUGGUGGGAAGAUCGUCAGAACCGGCACCUGGGCCAGCUGCCCGGAAUUCCUUGACGCCAGAUACCCCUUUACUGCACUGCUUCAUCAAGGAUUGAUUGAACGUGUGCUUAUCGAUGAUCUGACGAAGAACGGAACCACGGUCCAACGACCAUGGACUAUUACCCGAUUCGAAACCAACCACGUCAACUCUGAUUACCCUGUCGAAGUCGACCUCCAGAACCUCGACAGCAACGUCACAGACACCGUGCGGGCAAAAUACCUCUUCAGCGGCGAGGGAGCACGAAGCUUCGUCCGUGAACAGCUCGGCGUCCAAAUCAGACAUAAAGAUCCAAUCUCACACGUUUGGGGAGUGAUGGACGGCGUGGUCCGAACCAAUUUCCCUGAUAUCAAGAUGAAAUGCACCAUCCACUCCGAUCACGGCAGCAUCAUGGUCAUCCCACGUGAGAACAAUAUGGUGCGAUUAUAUAUCCAGAUCGCGAGCUCGACAGACCCAGACUUCUCGCCUCGCAAGACCGCAACAGUCGAGGAAGUACAAGCGGCGGCCAAACGCAUCUUCCAGCCAUACUACUGCCACUGGGACCGCGUGGAAUGGUACUCGGUCUACCCCAUCGGCCAAGGUAUCGCGGACAAAUACACGUUGGACCACCGAGUCUUCAUGGGCGGCGACGUCUGCCACACGCACUCGCCCAAAGCCGGACAAGGCAUGAACACGGCGUUCCACGACGCCAUCAACUUCGCGUGGAAAAUGCACCUGGUCGAAUCGGGCUUCGCGUCUCGCGACAUCCUGACCACGUACGAGGUCGAACGCAAAUCCGUCGCCGAGACACUCCUGAAUUUCGACAACAAGUACGCCGCGCUCUUCUCGCAACGGCAGCCCACCGCGUCCGAAGUUGACGACGCGCAUAAAAACGAUCACGGGGAAACACAGAACGAAUUCGUCGAGAUGUUCAAAGCCAACUGUGAGUUUACUUCGGGGUACGGCGUCGCGUAUAACGGCAACGUCUUCAACCAUACUCGCGACCACCCGUUCCAACACCCGUUGAUCGUCAUGGACUCGACCAAAUUGCGCCCCGGCCGCAUCAUGCCUCCCACCGACGUGACGCGCGUGGUCGACGCCAACGUCGUACACCUCGAGAACGAGAUCCCCUUCAACGGCUCCUUCCGCCUAUUCAUCUUCGCAGGCCCCAAACAGAGGUCGAAGAAGGGCCGGCACAAGGCCCUCGCCGACCUGGCGUCCGGGCUCACGGGACCAUCGAGCUUUUACUCUCGUUUCGGCUGCGCGAGUCGCCAACGCGACAACCAUCACGACAUGGACAAUCCGCACUCACGCUUCUUCUCGCUGUGCUUGACAAUCGCUGCUAAACGGUCCGAGAUCGAGAUCGCAGACCUCCCGGCGCUGUUCCAGGACUAUGCAGCCCGCGUGUACGCAGAUGACAGGCGAGAUAUGCGCGUGCCGGACGGGGUGGCCUCGGCGCAUGCAAAGGUCGGAUUGACCGGCGACGAGGGCGCCGUGGUCGUGCUGCGCCCGGAUGGACAUGUUGGUGUCACUGUGAAGUUGGUCGAAGGACCAGGCACCGUCGAGGCGCUCGAAGGGUAUUUCAAGGAAUUCACAACGGGAAGAGAUGAGAUGAAGGCCAGUACAGGGCUCAGAGGCGGGAGAGAGCACGUUCGAUCCCAGCUUUAA